Pleuronectes platessa (European plaice) is the source of this 5031-nucleotide messenger RNA. RefSeq names its product poly(A) specific ribonuclease subunit PAN3 (gene pan3). Gene Ontology annotation, molecular function: metal ion binding; poly(A) binding. Bases 302 to 2722 code for a protein of 806 amino acids. The transcript is spliced from 19 exons. Gene Ontology annotation, cellular component: PAN complex; P-body. The record is from RefSeq and is a predicted model, not a curated record. Gene Ontology annotation, biological process: nuclear-transcribed mRNA poly(A) tail shortening; mRNA processing. Lineage: Eukaryota; Metazoa; Chordata; Actinopteri; Pleuronectiformes; Pleuronectidae.
CUCAAAUAUGUUAACUGAAACUUAAGUUUAUCAUUUUGAAUCCUGCGAACUUCGCUCUGCAGCCCUGAACUCCCUGAGAUCCGGGAGCCGCUUUAAUUCUCCAUCGUUAACUUCUCGCAUGUUGCAUCUGCAGCGGUGAACUCUCUGUACCCACAAUGCAAAGCUAUGCUAACUGUAGCACGGCAGCUCCACUGUGAGCAAAAACAACAACAGGCUACUCUGAGCAGGAGGCAGCUGCAUGGAUAACGACCACAGCGACGACCGGGAUCUCGCACAUGCACUCAUUUCUUCUUAAACCAAAAUGAACCAUAGCCUUAUAAUCAGCGGCGGCGGCGGCGGUGCCAUGAACAGUGGACUCCCAGUUUCAGCUGCUCCGCUCGGGGGUGUCGGGAUACCCAAUGUCAAGGUGAAGUUCUGCCGAUACUAUGCGAAAGACAAGACGUGCUUUUACGGAGAAGAGUGUCAGUUCCUACACGAAGAUCCGUCCAUGACAAGCCUGCCGCUUCACGGUGGCGGUAGCCCUGUCCCGUUGUCUAUGGCCGGGGGUGGCGGGACGCCAGCUGGGUAUCCCCUCGGUGGUUCCGCGGCGGCCUGCCCGGGUGUCGGGGGGGCCGGAGUGUCCAAGAAGAGCGAAACCUUGGGGCCUGCAGUCACGUCGCUGGAGGGACAGAUGCUAACCAUCCCAGGGAUGGAGGGCGCAAACCUGAGCGAUGCCAGUCUCACCAACUCUUACUUCAGCAGCAGCUUCAUUGGGGUCAAUGGGUUUGGAAGCCCAGCAGAGUCUAAAUACUCCAUGAUGCAGCGAAUGACUACCAGCAGCAGCUCCCCCAGUCUCCUCAAUGACGGUGCCAAGAACUUCAGCCACAGCACUCACGAUCCAGUGAAUUCUCCGACAUCCUCACUCUUCAGUGACUUUGGUGCUCUCAGCAUUUCUCAAAGGAGAAAGGCUCCUAACCCAACAGCGAGUGAGUUCAUCCCUAAGGGAGCUCCACGUAUGGCCGCCAUGCCACAGGCCACUGUCCAGGCCUUCCCCUCACCUGUCUUUCCACAUCCCAGUCUCAGCAGUUCCACAGCUGCUGCACUGGCUCCAGGCAUGUCCUUGUCUGCCGGCUCUUCUCCUCUUCACUCCCCGAAAAUAACGCCGCACACCUCACCCGCCCCUCGUCGGCGCAGUCAUACCCCAAACCCUGCAAACUACAUGGGGCCCAACACUGCAGCGGACCAGGGCGCUCACAUUAUCCAGAAGGAAACUGUAGGGGGGACCACCUACUUCUACACAGACAACACCCCAGCACCGAUGGCGGGGAUGGUGUUUCCUACGUACCAUAUCUACCCCCCCACUGCACCCCAUGUGGCUUACAUGCAGCCGAAAGCGAAUGCCCCGUCCUUCUUUAUGGCUGAUGAACUUCGACAGGAGUUAAUAAACAGACAUCUGAUAACCAUGGCCCAGAUUGACCAUUCAGAAAACCCAGAUGUACCGUCUGAAGUGGACAGCUACCACAGCCUGUUUCCCAUCGAGGCCCUCCCCCCACCAAACCGCAUGCAGAAGACCAGCAACUUCAGCUACAUCACCUCCUGCUACAAGGCCGUCAACAGCAAGGAUGACCUGCCUUACUGCCUAAGGAGGAUACAUGGUUUCCGCCUCGCUAACACCAAGUGCAUGAUGCUGGUCGACAUGUGGAAGAAGAUCCAGCACUCAAACUCUGUAACGCUGAGGGAGGUCUUCACCACCAAGGCCUUUGGAGACCACUCGUUGGUGUUCUCUUAUGACUUCCACGCGGGUGCAGAAACCAUGUUCGGCAGACACUUCAAUGACCCAGCAGCGGACUCGUACUUCACUAAGAGGAAGUGGGGACAACAUGAGCCUCCUCCACCACGGCAGCACGCAGGUCUGCUCCCAGAGUCUCUGAUCUGGGCCUACAUUGUUCAGCUCAGCUCGGCCCUGCGCACCAUCCACACCGCGGGCCUGGCCUGUCGUGUCAUGGACCCCAGCAAGAUUCUCAUCACUGGCAAGACCAGGUUACGGGUGAACUGUGUUGGAGUGUUUGAUGUCUUAACAUUUGACAGCAGUCAGACCAAUCAUCUUGCCCUAAUGCCACAGUACCAGCAAGCAGACCUAGUGUCACUGGGCAAGGUGGUGCUGGCGUUGGCAUGUAACUCCCUGGCUGGCAUUCAAAGAGAGAACCUGCAGAAGGCCAUGGAGCUGGUGUCUAUCAACUACUCUUCAGACCUCAAGAACCUCAUUCUGUAUCUGCUGACAGAACAGUCUCGCAUGCGCAGCGUCAAUGACAUAAUGCCGAUGAUCGGAGCCCGAUUCUACACACAGCUAGAUGCAUCGCAGAUGAGGAACGAUGUGAUCGAGGAGGACCUGGCCAAGGAGGUACAAAACGGCCGUCUCUUCCGUCUGUUGGCCAAACUGGGCACCAUCAAUGAGCGUCCAGAGUUUCAGAAGGACCCAUCGUGGUCAGAGACGGGGGACCGCUACCUGUUGAAGCUUUUGCGGGAUCACUUGUUUCACCAGGUGACAGAAGCUGGGACGCCCUGGAUCGACCUCAGCCACAUCGUCUCCUGCCUCAACAAACUGGAUGCUGGUGUUCCUGAGAAGAUCAGUCUUGUGUCUCGGGAUGAGAAAAGCAUCCUGGUUGUGACCUACUCGGACCUGAAGCGCUGCUUUGACAGCACCUUCCAGGAGCUGCAGGCCGCAGCCUCUGGCUCUCUGUAGCGCCCUCUUUGGGCCCGGGGUGUGUCUGCCCCGACCUGGAGCACACUAUUGCACUACAGCGGAGGACCAGGCUUAAAAAGAUGACAUCAGCAUGGCGAAGGCAGCGGGGCAGGGCUUCCUGAACCUCAGUCACAUACACUGACCCUGUCCACCAGGAUGGCUUUUUCUAACGUGUAUUUUUUUUAGUUUUCCUAAACCCUGCAGCUGAAAAUCGAGAUACAAAAGGAAAAACAGAAAAAGGACAAAUACGGAAACUGUGACAAACGAGUAUGAUGACAUUUUUUUUAGAUUUGGGGAACAAAACGAGAAACAAACCACGAGGUUUCGAACUUCUUUCCUGCUUUUAUUGUUUAUUUCUACAGUUGGGGUUUAUUUUUCUGAGGAGGAUGCACUAAGAUUUUAAUUUUUUGGUUAAUUUUUUUUUUAUUUUUAUGAAGUGUGUGAGUGGCCUACAAGGUGUACAGAGAGAGCUUAAGUCACACACAGACAUAAAAACCAGAGCAGACUCCCAAUUCGAACAACAACGAAAUAAUCCAGCUUUUUAAUGACUGCAUCUCUCUUCCGGCUGGAGACCACAACCCUUCAUUCUGACGCACAAGGAGACGGGACGCACCACUCAAAGCUUUCAUGGGGGCAUCUGUUUAAUGGAAUGGGUACAGCCCACCUUUUGCCUUGGUUGUUGGUUCCCCCUCAGAAAGGACAAACCACUUGGGUGGGAGGGAAGGGUUCUUAAAACUGGAAAUAAAUAGGUGGAUUUCUGACAUUUUAGUUCAGCAGAUGUGGAAUAUCAGGCGCAUAUGUGUGGGAGGGUGGGCUAGCAUAGACUGGGAUUUGGGUUUCAUGAGGUGAAACGUGGUUUCUGUUGGCAUUGAGGAAGGGGUGUCUUCUCCUGAUAACGUCUACCAAGUGUUUGUUACAUAUGCAGCAACCAACUUUUGUUUAAUGGACACCAUGACAUGAACUGCUGAAUGAUGGAAUAUUUUUGUUUGGCUGUCCAGCACUUGGGUGUAGACUGUGGGUGGGGCUUCUGUUGAGGUGGAGCCACAGCUGCCUCUUUGUGGAAUGUCCUUAUUUUGUCCCUCACCCCUCCGCCUGCCCUCAUCAUCCCUUUACCUACUCCCCCUCUCUUCUGUCCCAAACUCUGUUUCCCCCCGGGGGGGUUAGGGCCCUCUGCUUUUGAAAACAAAAGUGACGCUUUUUGUGAAUAUUCUAGCCCUUUUUUUCUCUGCUGUUGUGCAGGGAUGCAUGAUGGGAAAUGGGAGGGCAAUUCAAUCUUUGCCUCAAUUCAACUUUUAUUAUUCUGUGGACCAAUUCCAGAAGGGGUUUAGGAUAAAGGGCAAAGGCUGGAGGGCGAAGGUUUGUUUUAGUUGACUUUUUUUUAAGAUCAUGAAACGUGCUGGAGACAAAGCAGUGGUGCUGUCUGUGCCACUCACUCGAAUGGCUUGGAUUUCUCUCAGGAUGACAAACAGCUGGAGGGGCCCAAUGAUUGAAUGUGUUUUGCUGUCAUUGGCUGCCCCCUGUCCAGUCAGAUAGAUGAGCUACAGUGGAGUGGGUGGGAUGUCUUCAGAUGGCGGUUUUAGGAAGUUUACGGCGUGGAGAGACGUAGAGAUCAGGCAACGCAGGAUUUCAUGUUGCCCUAAAGCACAGUUCAUCAUUAAUCGGAGUCAAAAUUGGUUUAAUGAAUUUGGUGCAAACCCACUUUUACCUAGAAAAAUCGAACCCAAGCUGUGUCAAAUCGCCGUGAUUGAUGCCUUCGUCUUUUCUCAGUAGCUGUUGAAUGUGUACAAACAUGAGACUGCAGAACAAUAGGGGUCGGACGUCAGAUACGGGACAAAUCAAGGUGACGGCGAAAUCGAGCACAGCGUGUUGGCUGCAUUCGGUUUCACGUCAACUCUUCAAAGUUGUAUCUGAUGUCAACGGUCUCAGUUCUUGAGGGCAACAAACGUGCAGGGAGCCAGCUGUGGUAGGUCAUGUACUACUUCCUCUGUUAUAGUGAAAUGAACAGACAAAAACAUACCUGGUGAAUGUGGUGCUUUUAGAAAAUCCUCAAUACACACACACACACACACACACACAAUCCUCCAGGACUCGGCCUACACAACGUCAGUGCUCAUAUCACUCUCCUCCACAUAGUAACACAUACACACUGCAGUUAAUAUUAGUGACAACGUUCUCCUCCACCACAUCAACAAACCUACAAUCACCAUCUUAGUAUGUUUUAAGCCCCUCUUGUGUUCAUUGUCUCAAAUUUUGCAAUAUUUGUGUGUACAGCAGUAUUUUAAUAAAGAAUACCAAAAUGGAUUACAUGA